GUCUUGUGAUGAGUUCGGAAAUGGAGACAUUUGCGAUUGGUACUUUGCUCUUUAAGGAGUGGCCAACAAUGACAGAAUCCGGAAAUGCAGAAAGCUUUUCAAGCGAGGUGACAUUUCGUGCAUCAGCAUUGUAAAUGGCGGACGCUAGAGGUGAGGCACCCGGCCCCGGGGAGGCUUCUGACCUGGCGACGCGGGUUUUGAGAAUAAGUCAGCUGGAUGCUUUUGAACUGGAUGGAGCCUUGGAACAGCUCGUUUGGUCACAGUUCAGCCAGUGUUUCCAGCACUUCAAGCCAGGCCUUUUAACCCCUUUUGAGCCUGAGCUCAAAGCGCUGCUCCAGCUACUGCUGUGGCGCUUCACCGUCUACUCCCAGAGCGCCACGGCAGGCCAGGCGCUGCUCAGCAUCCGCUACCGCGACGCCUCCUCCGGCGCGCGCCGCUACCGGCCUAUGAGUCGGCGGCAGAAGCUGGGCUUGGCGCUAUGCACGGUGGGGGGGCGCUGGCUGAGGGAGCGCUCGCAUUCGCUCUUCUUGCGGCUCCCCGCCGACUCGCACGCCCGUACGGCCCGCCGCGCGCUGGAGCUCCUCGCCGGGCUGGCCAGCGCCGCCAGUCUGCUCAACUUCCUGCUGUUCCUGCGGCGCGGCAGCUACCCCACGCUGGCGGAGCGGCUGCUGGGGGUGCGGGCGGAGUUUAGCCGGCCACAGGGCCCGCGCGACGUCUCCUUCCACUACGUCAACCGCGAGCUGCUGUGGCACGGCUUCGCCGAGUUCCUCAUCUUCCUGCUGCCGCUGGUGAACGUGUGGAAGCUCAAGUCCGCCGCGCUCGCCCUCUUCUCGCCCCCGCACCCCUCUGCGGACGCCGACGCGUCUGAGUCCACCAACUGCAAAGAGUGUGGGCUGUGUGGGGAGUGGCCCACGAUGCCUCACUCCGUAGGCUGUGGCCAUGUGUUCUGCUACUACUGCAUUAAGGGCCACGCCAUGGCAGACAUGUACUUCACCUGCCCCAGGUGUGGGGCUGAGGGCGGUGCCGUGGAGCCAGUAAGGCUUCCGGUGGAGCUGACGGAAAUCCGACAGGAUUAGGAGACAUCAUGGCUCCAGCUUUGCUUCCCUAAAAGUUGGUUUUGUGUACACAUGUCCAAGAAUUAUUAGUUAUUAAUUGAUUAUUAAUUAAAGAAUACAUUAUUUGGGAGAUUAAAUUGUGUGCCACUCCUUACCUUGUUCCUAUGUGCCUCAACAUAAACUGCAUGUUGGAGUGUAGUCAUGUGAAGUAUGCAAAUAUAUAAAGAGACAGUAUUUAUAAGUGAAUUAAAUUACUGUAUAUCUUGCGUAUGUAAAAUAAUGUGGAUAUUUGCUGCCUUCAAUUUUUUGUUGUAAAUAAACCGAACAAAACACAUGCGUUAAAGAUCUGAGUGACUGAUUACAUUUUUUAAAUGUAUGGACUUCAUGUCUGUCCAAUUUGUGUCAUGUCAUUAAAAUUUCAUGCAGACUGUU
This is a messenger RNA of Clupea harengus (Atlantic herring), 1487 nucleotides long. It is a transcript of the gene pex2, whose product is annotated as peroxisomal biogenesis factor 2. NCBI's taxonomy places the organism in Eukaryota, Metazoa, Chordata, Actinopteri, Clupeiformes, Clupeidae. Gene Ontology annotation, molecular function: zinc ion binding. The record is from RefSeq and is a predicted model, not a curated record. Gene Ontology annotation, cellular component: peroxisomal membrane. Gene Ontology annotation, biological process: protein import into peroxisome matrix.